AACUCCUCACUUUUAAAUAACCCCUGGUAUGCAGCUAAAAAAAUUGUGUUUACUCUUGCACGUGUCACAAAACUACAAUACCCAGGAUGCAAAAGCUCCUCAGUAAGGGAAGUCUAAUUGUAAGCCGCUUGGAUAAAAAAAGCCCACCGCUGAAGUAUUGUGUUACACGACAGGAACCCGGCUAACCUUUAAUAGGGCAAAGACGAAAGAAAGUAACCCCACUGGUCACGCACGCUAAAUCUCUCGCAAAUAUGCCAAAUAUACCGCAACUGGAUUUGACACCACAAAUUUGGAUCUCAAGUGCCAGAAGACGAAGCUGGGAGAUCGAGCUGUAACUAUAAACUGUAUGGAUUUAUACUUUGCAAAAAUACUUUUUCUUUUUACUGACGGACUUUUCCAAUUAUGGAUCAUCAACUAUCCACGGGACUUUGUAGUGGAGCGUAAUGGCGCAUUAUUGGACUGAGCCUAACAGGUGUUACUGGGAUAUUUUUUAUUACCUAUCAAAUGCUCCCAUGAGCUGACAUGCUUAUUUUGGGAUCCUUUAAUACACUUUAUAUACUUAUAUAUUUAUUUAACGUCCUUAUAAUGUUUCUUUCUUUUUGUUGAGCAAUGACUUUUCUGUUAUAUUAAAAAUCAUGUUAUAAUUUAACUGUAAUGAGGGUUUUUUUUCGUGAUGGGUGUUUCAGCUAGUAGUUUUCACAAUGGGAUGUAUACAGAGUUUAAAACCCAAACCAAGUUUUCAAGAAAACAUCACAGUACUUGAACUGCACACAUCCAUUGAUCCCAACCCGACUGUCAUCGAUGAAUCCUCCGAUGUGGUUCUGAGAUAUCGCACUCCUUACUUCAGGGCUUCAGCUCAGGUUCUGGUGCCACCUGUAACUUGUAAAGAGAUCUGGACUGUGGGUUGGAUCCAGGCUUGCAGUCAAAUGGAUUUCUUCAAUGUAUAUGAAAAUGAAGGAGUUUCCAGCUGGGAGCUGCCAGAAAUAAAAUGCGGGCACAUCCAGGCGAUCAGUGAUUCCGAUGGCGUGAAUUAUCCUUGGUACGGUUGCACCACCGAGAUGUACACAGUUGUGGGUCCUACUAAGAAAAGCACCAUACUCACCGUCAGUAUGAAUGAUAACUUCUGUCCGAGUGUAACCUGGAGCGUCCCCGUUGGCACAACCAGCAGCCCUCCUCUCCUGAGCGCCAUCCAGAGAGACCAACGCUUUACCACUUGGCUGGUAGCCAUGAACGAAGCCACGGCCGAGAUGGUGUUACUCAGAACCAUCCGCUGGAGAAUGCAGCUGUCUAUUAAAGUGGAUCCAAAGAUGCCUUUGGGCCAAAGAGCUGUGCUUGUGGAACCACUGAUCCAGGAACAGCCUCAAGUCCUGGUUAGGAAUGAACCCAUCCCAUUAAAUGCCUUAGUUAAGCCUAAUGCAAAUGAUGCCCAGGUUCUAAUGUGGCAGCCGAAAAACGGGCGACCUGUUGUUGUUAUCCCUCCAAAAUACUAAGCCAUGAAGAAAUUUCCCUUCCUGCUUGAACUUUGAUGUUUUUAAGCUUGUGUGAAUCAGUGAGAAUAAUAUUUACAGGGAUUUUGUUUCUAAAAAAAUUAUUAUUUGUGUAUUUAUUGAGUGUUAGACGGCUACAUUUAAGGACACGAGCUUAACACGGUGUAUUGUUUGGAUUGUAAAAAUGUAGAACCCUGAGAAUAUUUCAGUUUCUGGAUAUUUUAAUAUUUGUCAUUUGCAAGACAAAGCGUUUUGUGGCCUUUGCAUACCUCACCCUAGAUUGAAAUGUUGCCUUUGGUUUAUAAAACUGUAUGUUUCCAAUGCAUGCCAAGUUGAAAUUGUGCACACAGUUUAAACAUUUGAGGCAUAUUGUCAGAUGUGCCCAAAGUUUUACACACUAUAUACAGAGAACGUUGCCUUUUUUUUAAAAGCAACACUAUGUAGUUUCCAUGUAAGAUUGGCUUACGGGUCCCCCAUGUGGUAAGACAUUAUUUAAAGGUCGAAAAACUACAGAGUGUUGCUUUAAUGUAACAAUUGCAAACAUGUCACAUGUGGAUUGUGCGCAUGGUGUCUUAUGAGAUUAAGACUGAACUUAUACUGUGAACUAUUUACUGCAGCUGUUUUCAAAUGUUUUAGAGGGAGGUUUGCUGGAGCAAGUUGUGUGUUUCAGGUACUCUUAUUUUUUAUGAAUUUGGAGUUUUGCAGCCUCUAUCACAAUAAAUCAUCAGGUUUUGGGGUGUGCUUUUCAUAAUCUUGCUGCUUAACUUGAUAAAUUCAGUCAAAGCAUUACAAAAGGGUUGUCAUGACAGCUCCAGCUUUAGGAAGUUGGUUAAGCUAAAUAUUUGGAUGAAUAAUACAUGUUAAUCAUAGCAUAGCCCAUAUGGCAAAAAUAUAGUUUCAAACAUAUUUUAAAUAUAUUU
Molecule: messenger RNA, 2407 nt
Organism: Paramisgurnus dabryanus
Lineage: Eukaryota; Metazoa; Chordata; Actinopteri; Cypriniformes; Cobitidae
Gene: fam78aa
Product: family with sequence similarity 78 member Aa
Source: RefSeq, a predicted model, not a curated record